GUGUGCAUGGUGCAUCAAGCUGAGCAUGAUGAUUAAGCUAUUCCUCAUUACUUUACUUUGCGCGACGCUGGUGUUUGCCGAUUCGGCGGUCCAGGACUUCCAAGAUGAACGGGAGAAAUCGGUGAACGGAUUUCUCAGUAUGGCUGAUCAUUUGAUGGGUCGUGAGAGUAGUUUGGUGCGACGAUCGGCACAAGGAGCUGGAGGAUAUGGAGGAGGAUAUGGAGGAGGAUAUGGAAGCGCGGGAGGAGGAUUUGGAGGACAUAUUGGAGGAGGAUUUGGAGGAGGUUUUAGUAUGGGAGGGGGAGCGGAAGGGGGAGCGGGAGGAGGCGCAGGAGGAGAAGGACAAGGAGGAGAAUCGUAGAAUCAAAUCACAAGGAUCAUCGUAGAAUGAAUAGUUUAUGCUCUUUAGGUCCAAUAUGGAAAUAUUGAAGCCUAUCAUUAGUACCUAAAGUAGAUAAAAGUGAUUUAGAUUCCACUCAACACUUUGACACAUCUUAUUAAAAUACUUUGCAUGCUUUAGAACCUCUCCUUCCUCCCUCCCCCGAUGAUUUUAGAAUAAUAAAACUGCAUUGCAUGAUA
This is a messenger RNA of Formica exsecta, 579 nucleotides long. Its product is annotated as glycine-rich cell wall structural protein 1-like. NCBI's taxonomy places the organism in Eukaryota, Metazoa, Arthropoda, Insecta, Hymenoptera, Formicidae. The transcript has 4 exons. The coding region runs from base 26 to 361 and encodes 111 amino acids. The record is from RefSeq and is a predicted model, not a curated record.